Messenger RNA from Tuber aestivum (summer truffle), 1047 nucleotides. NCBI's taxonomy places the organism in Eukaryota, Fungi, Ascomycota, Pezizomycetes, Pezizales, Tuberaceae. The record is from the annotation of a GenBank genome assembly.
AUGGCCCCUCGCAGCUACUCUAAGACUUACAAUAAGUCCCCUUGUGUUAAUCAUUUCAUGUCCAGUGCUCUCUGGCUAACCUGAAUUUUACAGGUCCCUCGUCGUCCAUUUGAGUCAGCCCGUCUGUGAGUACCACUGAGUUUGAGCGUGCUCAUUCUUAUGUCUCCUUAUCAAACACGAUACAAUCUGCGGGAAUACUGAUGCGUUGGUUUUGCGGGAUUGUAGUGAUGCUGAAUUGAAGAUUGUUGGCGAAUAUGGUCUUCGCAACAAGAGAGAAGUUUGGAGGGUUCAGUUGACACUCUCCAAAAUUCGGUAUAUAUGCCCGCCCUUUAAUGGAGGGGGCUAUGCUAACUAAGUGUGGGUAGUCGUGCUGCCCGCCAACUUUUGACUUUGGAUGAGAAGGACCCUAAGCGUCUCUUCGAGGGUAAUGCUCUUAUUCGCCGUCUGGUCCGUGUUGGUGUCCUGGACGACUCCCGCAUGAAAUUGGAUUACGUGUUGGCUCUCCGUACUGAGGAUUUCUUGGAGCGUCGUCUUCAGGUAUUCUACUUGCUUUCCUAUAUCUUGAAUAUCGUGUCUAAGAGUUUUAUCUAUAGACUCAAGUUUACAAGCUCGGCCUCGCCAAGUCUAUCCACCACGCCCGUGUCCUUAUUCGUCAGCGCCACAUUCGUGUUGGAAAGCAGAUCGUGAAUGUUCCUUCUUUCAUUGUUCGUCUUGACUCUCAGAAGCAUAUCGACUUUGCUUUGAGUUCGCCAUUUGGCGGUGGGCGUCCUGGACGAAACAGGAGAAAGAAGGCCAAGGCUGCCGAGUCUAAGGGUGAUGGUGAAGAAGAGGAGGAGGAGGAGUAAAUUCCUAGUUCCUUAGUCACAAAAAAUAAUAAUGGUCAAAUCUUCAAUGGAGCGGGGGCUAUGAUUCACUUUCGGCGGAAAGGUAUUUGGUUUAUACGAGAUUUCCUUUUGUCAUGCCCGGGAAUUGUAAAUUUGUGGCUGAUGUGAUCACAAUGAGAUUUAUGAUACGGUGCUUCUUGGGUAAUUUCACAUAAUUGAUUCC